AGUGUUACCUCAUUUUAUUUGUCUUCUUUCUUUACAAAUGUUUUGCAAAAUCAGUGAAAUCAAUUCCUAAUGUCAGGUCAAACCUCUGAGGCUGGGGUAAUUAUCCUUAUACUCAAGACCUCACGUUUCCACCAGUCCUGCCUCAACACGUCAUUAAUGGGCGUGACUGACCAUCUGCCGUCCAUAUAAAUGACAAGAAGCAGUGUCUUCGCAUCAGACAUCAACUGCUUUGCACAGAAGCAAGUACUAUCUGCUCUCUCACCUAGCCUUAACAAUGGAGACAGCUUACCAGGAACGUAUGGCCGCCGCCAUGGCCACAGCUCUAGCCGCCAAGAGGUCCAUGGCCCCUGAAAAUGCUGCUGAGAUGCGCCUUUACCUGGACAAGCUGAAGGACCUGGUGCCGCUCUGCCCCAAGAAUCGCAAGGUAACUAAACUGGAAUUGAUCCAACACGUUAUCGACUACAUCGGCGACCUUCAGGACACUCUCCAGUCCGACUCCGAGUCUGACGGUGCCUCAGAGAGUCCACUGGAACACAUGAACUUCAGCGACGCUUACAUGACCUCGCAGCAGCCCGGCCAUAACUAUUCAAUGGAUUACCGUCUUGGCAGCACCUCUGGUUGUAGCAGCAGUGCAUCAUCUUCGGGAUACACCAAAGACUUCAGAUCUUCAGGAUUCAGUGACAUGGAAAGUUCUACCAGCUCCACCAGUGGUUUCAGCAGUGAGUCCAGCAAUUACAGCACCAUCCUUUACAGUGACCAAGGCAGCAGCGCAGCGUCAGGCUUCAGAUCCUCCUGUUAUCCGAACCUCUGAAAACAUCCUCACACCUGGUGGUCGACCGGAUCGUGGUUGUUGUCAAGGUGUUCAUGUUUGCUAAGACUUCUUCCAGUUAACAACGAUGUCUG
Molecule: messenger RNA, 903 nt
Organism: Cherax quadricarinatus
Lineage: Eukaryota; Metazoa; Arthropoda; Malacostraca; Decapoda; Parastacidae
Biological process (GO): negative regulation of transcription by RNA polymerase II; circadian regulation of gene expression; cell differentiation
Cellular component (GO): nucleus; cytoplasm
Molecular function (GO): protein dimerization activity; transcription regulator activity
Source: RefSeq, a predicted model, not a curated record